Molecule: messenger RNA, 3989 nt
Organism: Lagenorhynchus albirostris (white-beaked dolphin)
Lineage: Eukaryota; Metazoa; Chordata; Mammalia; Artiodactyla; Delphinidae
Gene: GRIK5
Product: glutamate ionotropic receptor kainate type subunit 5
Exons: 20
Coding region: 482-3427 (981 amino acids)
Biological process (GO): synaptic transmission, glutamatergic; monoatomic ion transport; modulation of chemical synaptic transmission
Cellular component (GO): presynaptic membrane; kainate selective glutamate receptor complex; postsynaptic membrane
Molecular function (GO): transmitter-gated monoatomic ion channel activity involved in regulation of postsynaptic membrane potential; kainate selective glutamate receptor activity
Source: RefSeq, a predicted model, not a curated record
CCACCCAGUCCUCGCCCCCCGUGGCCCCCCCAGGCCGGCCUGGCUAGGGGAGGGGGCGGGGGCCCUUGCCUGGGCCGGCUUCCCCCUCCCCCGGCUCUGCCUGUGCCCCCUCCCUUUCGUUUUCACCUUCCUCCCUCCUUCCCCUCCAUUUGCUCCUUCCCCCUCUCCUCUCUCCCCUUCCCUCCUCCAUUUUCUCCUUUCCCCUUCCUCCCCUCCCCGGCCCGCCCUCUCCUCUUCCACCUGUCCUUCCUCCCUGCGCCCCGGGAGCACCCCCAUUUUGGGUUAGUUGGGGGCCACUGCCGGAGGUGGGGGAGGGGGCCCUCUGGACUGCCCUCUCCCCCCGCCCCAGCCACACCGCCCAGCGUCAGAGCAUCUCCUCCUUGUCGUUCCUCGGGCCUCGAGGGAGCCCAGCCCUCCGUCCCACCAGGAUCCGUGGCGAGUGGGGGCCGCGGCAGCUGCGUCCCCAUGAGGAAGGAGGAAGAUGCCGGCUGAGCUGCUGCUGCUGCUGAUUGUCGCCUUUGCCAGCCCCAGCUGCCAGGUGCUCUCAUCACUGCGCAUGGCUGCCAUCCUGGACGACCAGACAGUGUGUGGCCGCGGUGAACGUCUGGCCCUGGCCCUGGCCCGGGAGCAGAUCAACGGGAUCAUCGAGGUCCCAGCCAAGGCCCGCGUGGAAGUAGACAUCUUUGAGCUGCAGCGGGACAGCCAGUACGAGACCACGGACACCAUGUGUCAGAUCCUGCCCAAGGGGGUCGUGUCUGUCCUGGGGCCCUCCUCCAGCCCUGCGUCGGCCUCCACCGUGAGCCAUAUCUGUGGGGAGAAGGAGAUCCCCCACGUCAAGGUGGGUCCCGAGGAGAUGCCCCGCCUUCAGUACCUUCGCUUCGCGUCUGUCAGCCUGUACCCCAGUAACGAGGACGUCAGCCUGGCGGUCUCCCGGAUCCUCAAGUCCUUCAACUACCCUUCGGCCAGCCUCAUCUGCGCCAAGGCCGAGUGCCUGCUGCGAUUGGAGGAACUGGUGCGCGGCUUCCUCAUCUCCAAGGAGACGCUGUCAGUGAGAAUGCUGGACGACAGCCGGGACCCCACGCCGCUGCUCAAGGAGAUCCGAGAUGACAAAGUGUCCACCAUCAUCAUCGACGCCAACGCAUCCAUUUCCCACCUCAUUCUCCGUAAGGCCUCGGAGCUGGGAAUGACCUCAGCGUUUUACAAGUACAUCCUCACCACCAUGGACUUCCCCAUCCUGCACCUGGACGGGAUCGUGGAGGACUCCUCCAACAUCCUGGGCUUCUCCAUGUUCAACACCUCUCACCCCUUCUAUCCUGAGUUUGUGCGCAGCCUCAACAUGUCCUGGAGGGAGAACUGUGAAGCCAGCACCUACCCCGGCCCCGCGCUGUCAGCUGCCCUGAUGUUCGACGCCGUGCACGUGGUGGUGAGUGCCGUCCGGGAGCUGAACCGCAGCCAGGAGAUCGGUGUGAAGCCGCUGGCCUGUACGUCGGCCAACAUUUGGCCCCAUGGGACCAGCCUCAUGAACUACCUGCGCAUGGUAGAGUAUGACGGGCUGACUGGGCGUGUCGAGUUCAACAGCAAAGGUCAGAGGACCAACUACACCCUGCGCAUCCUGGAGAAGUCUCGGCAGGGCCACCGUGAGAUCGGGGUGUGGUACUCCAACCGGACCCUGGCGAUGAACGCCACCACCCUGGACAUCAACCUGUCGCAGACACUGGCCAAUAAGACGCUGGUGGUUACGACCAUCCUGGAGAACCCGUACGUCAUGCGCCGGCCCAACUUCCAGGCCCUGUCGGGGAACGAACGCUUUGAGGGCUUCUGCGUGGACAUGCUGCGGGAGCUGGCCGAGCUGCUGCGCUUCCGCUACCGCCUGCGGUUGGUGGAGGACGGGCUAUACGGGGCGCCCGAGCCCAACGGCUCCUGGACGGGCAUGGUCGGCGAGCUCAUCAACCGGCAGAAGGCAGACCUGGCUGUGGCUGCGUUCACCAUCACAGCUGAGCGGGAGAAGGUCAUCGACUUUUCCAAACCCUUCAUGACCCUGGGAAUCAGCAUCCUCUACCGUGUGCACAUGGGCCGCAAGCCUGGCUACUUUUCCUUCCUGGACCCCUUCUCCCCUGCUGUGUGGCUCUUCAUGCUUCUGGCCUACCUGGCUGUCAGCUGCGUCCUGUUCCUGGCCGCCAGGCUGAGCCCCUACGAGUGGUAUAACCCGCACCCGUGCCUGCGGGCACGUCCCCACAUCCUGGAGAAUCAGUACACGCUGGGCAACAGCCUCUGGUUCCCCGUGGGGGGCUUCAUGCAGCAGGGCUCGGAGAUCAUGCCCCGGGCGCUGUCCACACGCUGCGUCAGCGGAGUCUGGUGGGCCUUCACCUUGAUCAUCAUCUCCUCCUACACGGCCAACCUGGCUGCCUUCCUCACCGUGCAGCGCAUGGAGGUGCCUGUGGAGUCGGCCGACGACCUGGCGGACCAGACCAACAUUGAGUAUGGUACCAUCCACGCUGGCUCCACCAUGACCUUCUUUCAGAAUUCACGGUACCAGACGUACCAGCGUAUGUGGAACUACAUGCAGUCGAAGCAGCCCAGUGUGUUUGUCAAGAGCACAGAGGAGGGCAUCGCCCGCGUCCUCAACUCCCGCUAUGCCUUCCUGCUCGAGUCCACCAUGAAUGAGUACCACCGGCGUCUCAACUGCAACCUCACCCAGAUCGGGGGUCUCCUCGACACCAAGGGCUACGGCAUCGGCAUGCCGCUGGGCUCCCCGUUCCGGGAUGAGAUCACACUGGCCAUUCUGCAGCUUCAGGAGAACAACCGGCUGGAGAUCCUGAAGCGCAAGUGGUGGGAGGGGAGCCGGUGCCCCAAGGAAGAGGACCAUCGAGCUAAAGGCUUGGGCAUGGAGAACAUCGGCGGCAUUUUUGUCGUGCUCAUCUGUGGCCUCAUCAUUGCUGUCUUCGUGGCAGUCAUGGAAUUCAUAUGGUCCACGCGGAGAUCGGCAGAGUCAGAAGAGGUGUCGGUGUGCCAGGAGAUGCUGCAGGAGCUGCGGCACGCGGUGUCCUGCCGCAAGACGUCGCGUUCUCGCCGGCGCCGGCGCCCGGGAGGCCCAAGCCGGGCCCUGCUGUCGCUACGCGCCGUCCGCGAGAUGCGCCUCAGCAACGGCAAGCUCUACUCCGCCGGCGCGGGCGGGGAUGCUGGCAGCGCGCACGGGGGCCCCCAGCGCCUCCUGGACGAUCCGGGACCGCCCGGCGGGGCCCGGCCCCCCGCCCCCAACCCUUGCACCCACGUGCGUGUCUGUCAGGAGUGCCGGCGCAUCCAGGCGCUGCGGGCCUCCGGAGCCGGCGGGCCCCCGCGUGGCCUGGGCGCCCCCGCUGAAGCCACCAGCCCGCCCCGGUCCCGGCCCGGCCCCGCCGGCCCCCGUGAGCUGGCCGAGCACGAGUGAUCAUGGGCGGGGCCGGGCGGGCGCCCGGACUGACCGCAGGGACUGGGCUCGCCCCAGGCCCCGGCCGCCCUCGCUUCCCUGGUGGGCGAGGGACGGGACUUGUGCCCCCGCGCGCCGGACGCCGCGAUUUUGCCUUUGGUUCCCGGUGAAGUCUGAGGCUCGGCUCCGGAACCUGCCUGCGCCCCCUAGUGGACUCGCCAGAGGGUGCCGCGGACGCCCGCACUCCGUCCCCCACUGCGAACAAGAGGAGCGCAGGAACCGAGGACUCCAGGGGCCGAGGACUGCAGGGGCUGUUCCCGGAAGCGGAAAGCAGUUCGCGGGGAGAACCCCAUCCUGGGACUGCUCGGGCUCCCCAAGACUUAACGCAGCCCUCCCCACUUCUGGAGAAGUGGGAGGCCUCUGGGCAGAUGGGUGUCCCCUGGUGCCCCUCGACUCUUCUCUUUCUCUCUUUUUUUUGGGGAGAAACCUCGGAAUUUCUAUGAGACCCCCACAGGGAGGGGGUCAGUUGGGCCCCCAUCCCUCCCCCUGCCACACCCCAGUCCCCGUUGGAAUAAAAAAAGAA